Jaculus jaculus (lesser Egyptian jerboa) is the source of this 1999-nucleotide messenger RNA. It is a transcript of the gene Abhd16a, whose product is annotated as abhydrolase domain containing 16A, phospholipase. The transcript has 20 exons. Gene Ontology annotation, biological process: phosphatidylserine catabolic process; monoacylglycerol catabolic process. Lineage: Eukaryota; Metazoa; Chordata; Mammalia; Rodentia; Dipodidae. Gene Ontology annotation, molecular function: glycerophospholipase activity; monoacylglycerol lipase activity. The record is from RefSeq and is a predicted model, not a curated record. The coding region runs from base 40 to 1746 and encodes 568 amino acids. Gene Ontology annotation, cellular component: endomembrane system.
GGGAGCUGCUGCUGGCGGAGCAGCGGCCCUAGCGGGGCCAUGGCGAAGCUGCUGAGCUGCGUGCUCGGUCCCCGGCUCUACAAGAUUUACCGGGAGAGAGAUUCCGACAGGGUCCCGUCUAGCGUCUCCGAGACUCCAGCCGCCAUCACUACCCCGUCUUCCAGCUCCUGGGAUACAUAUUAUCAGCCCCGUGCCCUGGAGAAGCAUGCUGACAGCAUCCUGGCACUGGCUUCAGUCUUCUGGUCCAUCUCUUAUUACUCCUCUCCCUUCGCCUUCUUCUACCUGUACAGGAAAGGUUACUUAAGUUUAUCGAAAGUGGUGCCGUUUUCUCACUAUGCUGGGACAUUGCUGCUGCUGCUGGCUGGCGUGGCCUGUCUCCGAGGCAUUGGCCGCUGGACCAACCCCCAGUAUCGACAGUUCAUCACUGUCUUAGAAGCGACACAUCGUAACCAGUCUGCAGAAAACAAGAGGCAGCUGGCCAACUACAACUUCGACUUCAGGAGCUGGCCAGUUGACUUCCACUGGGAGGAGCCCAGCAGCCGGAAGGAGUCCCGAGGAGGCCCUUCCCGCAGGGGUGUGGCCCUGCUUCGCCCAGAGCCCCUGCAUCGGGGGACAGCAGACACGCUUCUCAACCGGGUUAAAAAGCUUCCCUGUCAGAUCACCAGCUACCUGGUAGCACACACCCUGGGGCGCAGGAUGCUGUACCCAGGCUCUGUGUACCUGCUCCAGAAGGCCCUCAUGCCUGUGCUGCUACAGGGCCAGGCCCGACUGGUGGAAGAGUGUAAUGGGCGUCGGGCAAAGUUGCUGGCCUGUGAUGGCAAUGAGAUCGACACUAUGUUUGUGGACCGGCGGGGGACAGCAGAGCCCCAGGGACAGAAGCUGGUGAUCUGCUGUGAGGGGAAUGCAGGCUUCUAUGAGGUGGGCUGUGUCUCCACACCCUUGGAAGCUGGAUAUUCAGUACUGGGCUGGAACCAUCCAGGCUUUGCUGGCAGCACGGGGGUGCCAUUCCCUCAAAACGAGGCCAAUGCCAUGGAUGUGGUGGUCCAGUUUGCCAUCCACCGCCUGGGCUUCCAGCCCCAGGACAUUGUCAUCUAUGCCUGGUCCAUUGGAGGCUUCACUGCGACAUGGGCAGCCAUGUCUUACCCAGAUAUCAGUGCUGUCAUCCUUGAUGCCUCCUUUGAUGACCUGGUGCCUUUGGCCUUGAAGGUCAUGCCGGACAGCUGGAGGCCCCUGGUGACCAGGACUGUGAGGCAGCACCUUAACCUAAACAACUCUGAGCAGCUGUGCAGGUUCCAGGGCCCAGUGCUGCUGAUCCGAAGAACCAAGGAUGAGAUCAUCACCACCACCUCCCCCAGGCUAACUCCCCCCCUCACCAGGGUUCCUGAGGACGUCAUGUCCAACCGAGGCAAUGACCUCCUGCUGAAGCUGCUGCAAUUCCGGUAUCCUCGAGUGAUGGCAGAGGAAGGCCUCCGAGUGGUGAGGCAGUGGCUGGAGGCCUCUUCCCAGCUAGAGGAAGCCUCCAUUUACAGCCGAUGGGAGGUGGAGGAAGACUGGUGUCUCUCUGUACUCCGCUCCUACCAGGCAGAACAUGGGCCCGAUUUCCCCUGGAGUGUGGGGGAGGACAUGAGUGCAGAUGGACGGCGGCAGCUGGCACUGUUUCUGGCCCGAAAGCACCUGCACAACUUUGAGGCCACGCACUGCACCCCACUCCCAGCCCAGAACUUCCAGAUGCCCUGGCACCUCUAGAGACCACAUCGGAACUUUAUUCUGGAAGAUCGGGAUGGGAGGAGACUUGAGAGGGACACGUGCUUGUGAUUCUCUAUAUUCAUGUUGCUGUUUCUAGUUUGUGGAAAGCUGGGGACAUCCCCUUCUUACCACUGUUCCUCUUGCACGUUUCCCUCAUCCACGCUGCAGCACCUGACCUUCCUUGACACACCCUGCAUUAAAUGAAUGAUUUAUUCCUAAUACUUAAUAAAAAAAAAAGGUAUAUUUUCUACUA